This is a messenger RNA of Monodelphis domestica (gray short-tailed opossum), 6278 nucleotides long. RefSeq names its product spectrin repeat containing nuclear envelope family member 3 (gene SYNE3). NCBI's taxonomy places the organism in Eukaryota, Metazoa, Chordata, Mammalia, Didelphimorphia, Didelphidae. Gene Ontology annotation, molecular function: actin filament binding. Gene Ontology annotation, cellular component: cytoplasm; meiotic nuclear membrane microtubule tethering complex; nuclear outer membrane. Gene Ontology annotation, biological process: nuclear migration. The record is from RefSeq and is a predicted model, not a curated record.
GGGGGCGGGGUGUCCUAGCCCCACCCUCUUUCCUGAGCUGGCAUUUCUCCCGGGAGCUUUCUUACGAGCUGUCACCGGUACCCCGCGCUCUCUCCCUGCUGGCCUCAGAUGAGGAAACUGAGGCUUAGAAAACAUGAACUGAUUUGCUACAUCUCCAGCACGUGUCAGAGCUGAAACCAGGUCUCCUGAAUCUGGGUCCUGUGCUUCUUCCCAUUCUCACAACCUUUUCAGUUGGAGAGACAGAACUAACAGGUUCUACAGAUGCCAUGACUCAGCAGUCCCAGGAUGAGUUUGACAGCAGUGUAGAGAGUGCCCAGGAGUGGAUGAAGGCUGUGCAGGAACGACUGCGAGUUAAUGACAACACCCAAGGUCCGCGAGCAGCCCUGGAAGCCAGACUGAGAGAGACAGAGAAAAUAUGUCACCUGGAACCAGAGGGACAAAUGAAGAUGGACCUGGUCCUGAAGACAGCAGAAGCUCUUCUCAGCUGUUGCAGUGAGGAACAGAAGCACAAGAUCCUGGCUAGGCUGAAGGACAUCAAAGCCCAGUGGGAAGAAACAGUCAUCUAUAUCACUCACUGUCACAGCCGGAUUGAGUGGGUGUGGUUGCACUGGAGUGAAUAUUUGCUGGCCCAGGAUGAAUUUUACCGAUGGUUCCAAAAGAUUAAGAUGACCUUGGAGACCAGUGUGGAGCUACAGUUGGGAUUAAAAGAAAAACAAUGGCAACUUAGUCACUCUCAAGUCCUGCUCAAUAACAUCCUGAACCAGUCUAUCCUCUUGGACAGGCUGUUAGAGGAAGCAGCCUCCUUGUUCAACAGGAUAGGAGACCCCAGUGUAGAUGAAGAUGUCCAAAACAGGAUGAAGCAAGAGUAUGAAAAGAUAAAGGCCCAAGGCCAGGAAAGAGUCAGCCUCCUUGAGAAGAUAACCAAGGAACAUGAGCAGUACAAGGAAAAUGUGGACCAAUUUCACCUGUGGCUAAACGGGGUAAUGGAAAAAGUGAACACCUCUCUAGGAAAAAGAUGCAAAUUGUCUGCUAAGCACCAGCUCAAAACUUUACAGAACUUCACUAAAGAUUUUCAGAGUGGUGAGAAAUCGUUGAAGAAGCUUGAGCAUCAGUCGGCCGCCAUUAUCCAGAACACCUCUCCUUUGGGAGGGGAGAAGAUUACCAAUGAGCUUGAAGAGCUAAGGAAAAUCCUGGACAAACUGAAAGGGCUUUGUAAGGAGGAAGAGGAGAGGAUCCUGAAGAAGCUGAAGGCAGAGGGGGCCUACGAGGUACAGGUCGCGCAGCUGGAAGCUGAGCUCAGAGAAUUCAGGAAGGAGCUCCUAAGACUGGUGGAGGGUCUGGAACCUGGGGAGAAAACAAGGAAUGAAGCCGAGUUGAUAGCCCACUGGAGGACUUACUCUAUCACCAGAUCAGCUCUGGCAGCAGAAGAACCUAAGGCUGAAAGACUAAAGUCUAAGCUAAAGGAACUCAUCAGGUUUGACCAUGAUCUGGAACCCCUCUCGGACAGUGUUGUGACUACCUUGCAAGAGUUCCAAAGGGCUAAAGAAUAUUCCUCUAAAUUGAGAAAUCGUUCUGGGACAGACCUGUGGCAGCACUUUCAGCACGUAAUUCAAGAGUUCCAGCUGUGGAAGGCAUUGGUCCAGAGACUCUUGGCUAUCACCAACAGCCUCCCUGAUCUCCCAUCUAUACAUACCUUUGUGCCACAGAUUGAGUCGGCACUGGCUGAAAGCUCACGCUUGAAGGAACAAUUGAUCAUGUUAAAACUGAAGAAGGAUUUGUUGAUCAGUGUAUUUGGUGAGGAACGGGCACAGUCUUUCCUAGAAGAGGUGGACAACACUAUCAGGGAGAGAGACCUGCUUCAUAACAAUCUCUUACAAAGAAACAGCAAGUUACAAAGUGCAAUAUCUCAGCACCAUGACUUUGAUACUGCAUUUGAACCACUGCAAAAGAAGUUAGCAGAUCUCCACAUCAGAGCAGCAGAAAAGGAGUUUCAGCGUGACCUCCCUAGUAAGCAGGCCCAACUCCAGUGCUUGCAGAACCUCCAGGAAGGCUUGCAAGAGCUUGACAUUCAGAUUGAAGACCUGAAGCCCCUCGUUCGGACAAAUCCCAGACACCAGCAUAAAAUCAGUCAAUUUUUAUCUGAUUACCAGACCUUGAAGAGGUCUUUGGAGAUAACUAUGGAACAAAGGCAGCAGCAAGUUCAGGAACACUGGACAUUCAACCACAAACUGUGGGAGCUCCAACAAUGGAUUGGGAUGGCCAAACAAAAGCUGGAAUCCUACCAAAGGGAUGAAGGCCAGUGGAAGGUGGAUGGCCAAUCCGUAGAAGAUAUUGAGAGGCUGGUGGCUGAAUUCCCUGAUAAGGAAGUACAAUUGCACUUGAUCGAAGCUCAUGGCCAGCUGGUAAUGGAGACAUCAUCUCUUGAGGGAGCAGCUCUUGUCCAAGAAGAAUUAAAGGAACUGAUGGAGUCUUGGAAGGCUCUGAAGUUGCUUGAGGAAACAUUGUUGAGCCUCAUCAGGAAGUGGCAGCUAAAAAACAAGGAGAUGGAUCCAGGGACAAAACUGAUUUUUUCCAACAACAUCCUAAAACAUGGGUUUCUCAUAGAUACUGUGGACUCUGUUCCUAGACACCGGGGUAAGAGAAGUCCACCCAAAGAAGAAGAAAGUAAUGACAAUUUCUCCAAACUUCUGAAAGACUUUGAACAGUGGUUGCAUAUGGAAAAAAUCAAGUUGGUCAAGAUCAUUGCCAUGAAAAAUUCCACUGCUAAGGACUCAGAAAUAAGAAAAAAUAAAUUGAAGGAGCUGCGAGAUAGGCUCCCCAAAGGUCAGCGUCUCUUUGAAAAUCUUCUUCAUCUCCGACCAAAAAGAGAGAUCUCUGAAAACCUAGAGAACCUUCGCUACCGUUGGAUGCUCUACAAAUCUAAACUCAAGGACUCCAGCCUUUUGCUGGAGGCUCACAGUCCUCUUGGGAAGCCAACUGGAUUCAGAAAGAGUCGAACAGGAGGAUUAUGCCCCUUCCUCAAUCGAGUGUGCUGUGUAGCCCUACCCCUCCAGCUAUUUUUGCUGUCCCUUCUCUUGUUUCUGUUGCUGCUGCCCCUGGGACAAGAAAGAUGGAGCUGCACCUUUUCCAACAACUUCGCCCGUUCAUUCAAGCUGAUGCUGCGAUAUGAGGGGCCCCCACCAACUUAGUGAGCAACAAAAACCAGGAGACAACAGGCUUGUUAUUCCGUGCUCUUGUCUCCCCUCCACCUCCAGGCUUUCCCCCCAAAGACAUAGCUCUAACUGGAAAUGUGGCCCGAGCUCAUUGGCAAAACUUUAAUCUGUAUUAUCCCAGCAUCAAUGUAACUAGAGCUAAGUUAAUUUUUUAUACAAUAUUAUGUGACUAUAUUUAUAAAACAUAUGUUUGUAUGUCUUGAUAGGGAAUGAGAGGCAGGCUUUAAACACAUAUGACAGACAUUCUACAUGUAUGUUUAAAUAUAUAAUUACUAUAUAUUGAUGGGAAAAAUCCUAACCUGCUUCUCAGACAUUGUUCUGCAGUAUUUUGUAUAGCCAAGAAGAACAAAUAGAGUAACAUCUCAUUUAUCUAGAAAUCAAUUCUCUAUUAUCUGGACUCAGCUUAGAAUUUGUCAGGAAACCAAAAAGAAAGGUCUGAACAACUAAAAUAGAUGCAUACACUAAAGUUCAUGCAUUUUAUAUAUAGGAAAACCUCUUUGGCCAUUCACUCAGAGGUUACUUACUUACUAUUACUUUCUAUAAAAUUUGAACUAGUGAUUGAAGCAAUCAAAAAUGUAUGUUAGUAUUGCUGUUAAAAUUAUUAUCAUCUGCUUUCCCAGCCUGAGCCAGGUUGGAAGCUAAAUUAUAGCUCAUAGAAGUUUUAGAGCUGGAAGGGACCAGGUAAACAAGGCAUUACAGUAUCUAUCUUAUAGCUAUUUUUUAUUGUUUACAAUCCAAGUGAAAGGGAUGAGUAAGAAGUUUGGAACUUAUGUCAAAGGUGCAAUAUAGAAAUAGGGCAAUAUGCUCCAGAAGUGGGGCAGCCCCACUUUGGAGCCUCCAUUGCUGUUCAUCUCUGCCCUCCCAGUUUGGCUCCUGUGCAUGCAUGCAUACACACACACACACACACACACACACACACAUACACAUACACACAUCUCAGUAUACAGAGGUUAGACCUGAUUUUCAGGCUCUUACAGCUGAGGCUAUAUUUUAGACUAAGUGCUCUCUUACUCCCAUGGCCAACAAAUUGGUUUAUUCCCUCUCCACAGCCACUGCCUUGGACUUAACUCCAGGUUUUACAUUUCCUAUAGUUCUUAGGAGUUGGUGCUUUAAAUCUGAGUCAUUAUUUUCCCUUAUUAGAAAAUUUCUCUUUGAAAGAUGUCAUCAAACUACACCAAGUGCCUACUCUUUUUUAAAAGUUUAAUCAGUCUAUACAGUCAUGUCCUAUUAGUCACAGUAGUUCAAUGAAACAAAAAAGAGUUGAAAUUGAUGAUGUUGGACAUCCUUUCCAUCCCGGAAGCCUUGGUCCUGUGAUACACAACAAUAGGUGCUCCUGACCCUGAAUCUUUUAUAUUAGGUUUUGAAAUCAGAGUAAUAUUGGAACUAGAAGGUAUCUUUGAAUCAUAAAAUGUUUGAUCAGGAAAGGUCUCAAGAGGAUGUUUUAUCUAACUUCUAUAUGAGAAGAUAAAGACACUGAAAUCCAGAGAAAGAGAAAGUGAUUUUCCCAAGGUUGCAUGGCUCAGGUCUUUUGAUUUCCUGUACUUUUCCUAUAAUGUUACAGUGCUUCUGUUAAGGCUUAUAGCUUAUAAUUGAUUUCUUACCACAUCAUGAGAAUCACCCACAAGAAUCAUGCUUAUGUAUGUACCACCCUUCAUGGUAUAUUGCUCUGAACUAUGGCAGGAGGGCUCUGUGAGCAUACUCUUCUCAUAGAUAAUGGAAAACUUCCUAAUCACAAACAAGAAAACAACAUGGCUGAUGGAAGAGCCUAAAUUUUAUUUGGAAAAUGAAAGUGUUUUCUUAUUGAAAUCUAGAAAUAGAUUUUGUCCUAAGUUAAGUGAACUUUAAAACUGGGGUUCACCACCUGAGUGAAACCAGAAUUCUGCACUGAUGAAACCAAAUGGAUAAGGUCCCUGAUAAAAUUACAUCCUAGGUGAUAUUCUUAUGUCAGCAGAUGUAAAAACAAACAAGAAACUUAUAAGAUGUAUUUGAAUUUAAAUAUAUCAUAUUAAAUUUUAGGGGAAAAUAUUUUAAAUGUUUAAAUAAAAUAAUUUAAAUAUUUUGGGGGAGUAAAAUAUUUUAAACAUUAAUUUAGGAUCAUUGAUUUGGUAUUUCUGCUUCUUUGUACAUAAUCUUUGAAAUUUUUUUAGAUAUUGAUAUAUCUGAAAUAAUCACUGAAGGACAGUGAGUUGAACUCCAAACUGAAUAGGAGGAAGAAAGUUGGAUUGCAUUUGGUGUAUAGUUUUAACUGAUACCAAGCUGUUCCCAUUACAAAAACCAUCUGGAGGACAACUGUCCUCCAGAUGAUGCUAUAUCAUUAUGACUCUGAAUACCGUAAUCUAAACACUAGCCACAUUUCAGUGGAUCCAAAGGACAAAAAAAACAGCCUGGCUACAAGUAACCCAGGGACAACAUCUUUUUAUCAAUGUUCCUUAUAUAGAAGAAGAAGCCUUGAGGAAAUGGAUGGUCAGAAAAGUAGGUGGUUCAGUCGUGGUGAGAGUAAGUGAUAACAGAUGGACAGCCUCAGGAUUUCUCUGGUAGUCACAGAAUGUUCAAAGAUCUAGAAGGUCCCUGAGCUGUACGAAUUAGGAGAAAUGGACAAGAACAUUACACAAGGAGAGAAUAGUUAUCUUCUCCGUGUCCUCUCUCUCAGCCUCUAGAGAGGCUCAGUCCCAUCUACCAAAGGCCUCAUCUGUCCCAGUGGAGCCCAAAGCCAUUCAAUUCUUUAAAUAUUCUUCUCACUAUAAGUCAUUUUUCAUGUUUGGGAUUCUUUCCUAUUCUCAUCUCUGCUUCUUGCCUUCCCUGACUUCCUUCAAAGCCUAACUAACAUCCCACCUUUUCUAAGAAGUUUUUCCUGAUUCCUUUUAAUAUGAUUCCUUUCCCUUCAUUAGCUUCAGCAUGCCCUGGCUAUCUGUUGUUUGUAUCCUGUUACUGUUAUGUCUCCCCCAUUAGACUGUGAGCUUUCCAAGAGCAGGAAUGAUGGGGUUUUUGUUUGCCUUUGUAACCCUAGCAGUAAGCAUAGUGCCUUACCUGUAAUGACUGCUUAAUAAAUACGUAUCAACUGACAAA